Molecule: messenger RNA, 3925 nt
Organism: Monopterus albus (swamp eel)
Lineage: Eukaryota; Metazoa; Chordata; Actinopteri; Synbranchiformes; Synbranchidae
Gene: csf1ra
Product: colony stimulating factor 1 receptor, a
Exons: 22
Coding region: 142-3078 (978 amino acids)
Biological process (GO): cell surface receptor protein tyrosine kinase signaling pathway; protein phosphorylation; multicellular organism development
Cellular component (GO): signaling receptor complex; CSF1-CSF1R complex; plasma membrane
Molecular function (GO): ATP binding; growth factor binding; macrophage colony-stimulating factor receptor activity
Source: RefSeq, a predicted model, not a curated record
AAGGAAGAAAGGCGGCUUGCGUCUGCUGUGGAAGAAGGAAAUACCAAACUCAGGGAAGUCAUUCCCGUCUGUCAAGUUGACAACAUCUCCAGCGCCACAAUAGAAGAGAAGUUCAAACUAAAGGUUUGGAGCUGAUGCAGGAUGCAGUCCUACUUCGCGCUGCUGCUGGGGAUUAUGGCCUCUGCUGCUUUAGCGGAACGGAGGCGUCCAGUGAUCAAGUUCAACUCUGAGGUGAUAGAGAGUUCUGAGGUGGUGGUCAGACCUGGGUCCCCUCUGGAUCUGAAGUGUGAGGGUGACGGGCCUGUAAACUGGCAAACCAGGCUAGCCAAGCACAGGCGCUACGUGUCCAGGGACAAUGGGAAAACCUGCACCUUAAAGGCGGAGCGUCCCACUGCUGAAUUCACUGGAACAUACAAGUGUUUUUACACUGAUGGGUCUCAGCAUGGUGACCUGACCUCCUCAGUGCAUGUGUACGUAAAAGAUUCAAACCGUGUGUUCUGGACCAGCAGUACAUCGCUGCGUGUUGUGGAGAAAGAGGGUGCGGACUACCUGCUGCCAUGCCUGCUGACCGACCCAGCAGCCACAGACCUUGGCCUCCGCAUGGACAACGGCACCACCGUACCACCGGGGAUGAACUUCACAGUUGAUCGACACCAGGGUAUUCUCAUCCACAGCCUCCGCCCCAGCUUCAAUGCUGACUAUGUCUGCACAGCCAAGCUCGACGGAGUGGAGCGGACCUCCAAGGCCUUUUCCAUCAACGUCAUUCAGAAGCUUCGUUUCCCUCCAUAUGUCUUCUUGGAGACAAAUGAAUAUGUGCGCAUCGUUGGGGAGGAACUCAAGGUUCCCUGCUCCACACACAACCCCAACUUUAACUACAAUGUCACCUGGAAAUAUACCACCAAGUCGAAACCAAGCAUCGAUGAGAAGGUUCGCUCCAGUGGAGAAAAUCGCCUGGACAUAAAGAGCAUCCUGACCAUCCCUGCUGUGGACCUUGCAGACACAGGGAACAUCUCCUGCAUUGGUACAAAUGAAGCAGGGGUAAACAGUUCCUCUACAUACCUGCUGGUUGUGGAUAAGCCGUACAUCAGACUGUUGCCCCAGCUGUCGCCUAAACUGGCACACCAGCAUCUCUUGGUUGAGGUGAAUGAGGGAGAAGAUCUGGAGCUCAGUGUGCUCAUUGAAGCGUACCCCCGCAUUACAGAGCACAGAUGGCACACGCCAACAUCUCCUAAGUCAUCAACACAGGAGUACAAGUUCAUCCAAUACAACAACAGAUACCAUGCUAGUCUGCAGGUGAAGAGAAUGAAUGCACAGGAGCAGGGCCUGUACACCCUCUACACCAGGAAUGAACUGACAAAUGCAUCCAUCGCUUUUCAAGUCCAAAUGUAUCAAAGACCUGUUGCUGUGAUGAAAUGGGAAAAUGUCACCACACUGACGUGCACAUCAUAUGGCUAUCCUGCUCCCAAAAUCAAGUGGUUCCAGUGUUUUGGGAUACGACCUACGUGCAAUGAAAACACCACAGGGCUACACAUGGCGAUCCCUCUCCAGGCUCCCACAGUGGAGGUCCAGAGGGAUGAGUGGGGGGCUGUUGGGGUGGAGAGCGUCCUUACUGUGGGGCCAUCUAGCCAGAGGAUGACGGUGGAGUGUGUGGCCUUCAACCAUGCCGGUGUCAGCAGCGACACUCUCGCCAUGGAGGUUUCUGAUGUGCUCUUCAUUUCCAUUCUGAUUGGAGCAGCAGGAGUUCUGGCCUUCCUCCUUUUGCUACUGGUUUUCCUGUUUUACAAAUAUAAGCAGAAACCAAGAUAUGAGAUUCGUUGGAAGAUCAUUGAGGCGAGCGAUGGAAACAACUAUACAUUCAUUGAUCCCACUCAGAUGCCUUACAAUCAGAAGUGGGAGUUCCCGAGAGACAAACUGAAGCUAGGGAAGAUCUUGGGUGCAGGAGCCUUUGGAAAAGUUGUUGAGGCCACAGCCUAUGGCCUGGGAAAAGAAGACAAUGUGAUGCGUGUGGCUGUGAAAAUGUUAAAAGCCAGUGCCCAUUCAGAUGAGAAAGAGGCUCUGAUCUCUGAACUGAAGAUCCUGAGCCACCUGGGACAGCACAAGAACAUUGUCAAUCUUCUGGGAGCCUGCACCUACGGGGGACCAGUGCUUGUGAUCACAGAAUACUGCAGCCUCGGCGACCUCCUCAACUUCCUUCGUCAGGCAGAGACGUGUCUGAAUUUUAUUACGAGCAUCCCCGACAUCAUGGAGUUCUCGAAUGACUACAAGAACAUCUGCAAUCAAAAAAUGUUCAUCAGAAGUGAUAGUGGGAUCUCCAGUACGUCGUCCAGCAGUUACUUGGAGAUGAGACCCAGCCAGGAGACGAAUAUGGAAUCGUUUCGAGACUCUGUGUGUGAGGAGACUGGUGACUUGCCGCUGGAUAUCAAUGACUUGCUGAGAUUUUCCUUUCAAGUGGCUCAGGGCCUUGACUUUUUGGCCUCCAAAAAUUGUAUUCACAGAGACGUGGCUGCUAGGAAUGUCCUGUUGACUGACCGCAGAGAGGCCAAGAUUUGUGACUUUGGCCUAGCGCGUGACAUCAUGAAUGACUCCAGCUAUGUGGUGAAAGGCAAUGCUCGUCUGCCAGUGAAGUGGAUGGCUCCAGAGAGCAUCUUUGACUGUGUCUACACUGUCCAGAGUGAUGUGUGGUCCUAUGGCAUCCUCCUAUGGGAGAUCUUCUCUUUAGGCAAGAGCCCCUACCCCAGCAUAGCUGUGGACUCCAGAUUCUACAAGAUGGUGAAACAUGGCUACCAGAUGUCCCAACCUGACUUUGCCCCACUGGAGAUCUACAUGAUCAUGAAGAUGUGCUGGAAUCUGGAACCUACACAGCGUCCAACAUUCAGCAAGAUCAGUCAGAUGAUAGAAAGACUACUUGGGGACCAACCUGAACAGCAGCAGCUAAUCUACCAGAAUAUGCAGCAGCAGUUUACAGAGGAGGACGUGUGUGAUGAGACCAAGUGCUGCAUCGGCCCCUCUGACCAGUUUUGUGACCAUGAGGAAGAGGAGCAGCCUCUGAUGAAGACCAACAACUACCAGUUUUGUUGAAGGGCUUAACCACCAAUCAGUUGGUAAAUCAGUCAGUCAUCAACAAGCAUCAGGAGGGUGGAGUGAGCAGUUUGCAGCCAAAGCUUGUUCCAACCUGCUGGACAGUUGCAGAGAGUCACCUUCAUGGCUAAUUUUUCCUUGUUGUGCCUGAGCGCCAGUCAUACGGGCAGCUGUAGCGAGCAUGUGACGUGUUUCUUUGGAGACCGUGACUAGAACUGAUCGCAGAUAAGAAAGGAAGAAACAUGUCAAAACCACACAAGCAUUCGAAACGCUAUCUCACCCCACACAUUGCUCCUUCACAAACUGUUUAUCACUCCUUCGUUUAUGUAUUUGAGGUAUAAUCUGUUACAGCGUAUGCACAGGAGACAUAAUCAGUUUGUUCUUUCUUGUGAGAGUCUUCAUUUUUAUUACUACUUUUUAAUUACUUGUUUGUUUGAGUGUCUUGUUUGUGUGAAGAUUUCGGUCACAUUUGUCAGCAGGAUCACUUCCUUUUCAUCAGUUUAUUGCGUGUGUUUUUGCAGAGGAAGCAACCCGACAGUCAGAAACACUGGAUACAAAACCACAACUUUGUGAAGUAGAACUAAGUUUUAGUCUCUGAUCACUUCAAUUUAAAAUCUAAACAGUGUGAAUGUUUCCUCGCCCUCUUUUGUAACAUACUUUCAGUAGCUGUGACCUAGUGACAACAUGUGAUUGUUCCGCUUCAAACUGAUUAACCAGUGCUCAAUGUGAUUUUGGAGCAGGGAAAUCUGUGGAUCUAUGAUGGAUCAGAUGAACAAAGUUUCAUGUUUGACAAUGUGAAAGUGUUUUUGUGUGUGUGUGUGUGUGUGUGUGUGUGUGUGUGCGUGUG